AUGACGUUCGAUCGACGCGGCCGAGCUGCGCUUCUCCACCUUCUUCCCGCAGUGACGGAACCAUGCAAUAUCCCUAUUCCAUUCUCGCGUCGCUGGAGCCCACGUAACCGGCACGAGCGGGCGCACCCCCUCCGCCCCGCCGGAACCUUGCCCAUCUCCAAACCCACACCUGGCCCGCCCCCGCCGGGCCCUUCGCAUGCCCCACGGGCCACCGUCCCGGCCCGCGCGCUCCCUCCUCUUGUGGUGGCGGUGCCGGGCUGCAGCGGGGAACGCACCCACCGGACGCGCACACGCCGCGCCACGGCAACUCGACCGCGCACUUGUCCCGACCCGCGGCGAGCUCGCGCGUCCCGUCCCGGACGACGCCCACGCCCCUCGCAAACGCCGGGCGAGAUCGGCGCGGGAGGGCGGGAGGGCGUCCGGGCCGCGCGCCGCGCUCGGGAGUCCGGUCUCUUCUUUCAAUCGUCCGUCGAUGAACGCCGAGCGCGCACUGGCGACCGUCCGUCCCCGGACGCCCCGCCGCCCUCGCGCGCGCGCGCGCACUCCCGCACGUCAGAGUGCGUGGGAUGCGCGGGCGGGGGAGGGCGCCGCCCAUUCAGCCGGCUUGGCAGGAUGUGCCAGCCGCCCUCCCGACGGUCGUCGGGACGGUGGAGCGCACCUUCUGCGUUACGAGAGUCCCCCGCGCGCGUGACCGACCGACGAAGGCGGAGAGGCGCAGGAUGCCCCGCCGACCCCGCGCGCGCGACGUUCCGCGUUCCACGUUCGCCGUCUACGUUCGGCCUUCUGACUCUGAGGGCGACGGGGCACUCGCGAGAAGGGGGGGCCGCCGCGGGACGUGAUAGAGCGCAGUCGGUCGCUGCCCGACGCUGGCGCUCCCACACGUGCGCGCGAGGGGUGUCGAGUGCGAAGGACCUCGCGAGCCCGAGGCGGGCGUGGGCGCGCGCGCGAGGAACCCGACCCGCCCUCUGGAGUCUGCGGUCGACGCGGGACCCCUCCCGGCGGGAAACCUGGCCACGGCAACGGAGGAACGGGCCCUGCGCCAAGCCCAAGGGGGCCGGCAGGCACGGCGCUAGUGAUUCGCCUUCGCGGCUUCGCGGGAGGCGCCGGUCGGGCCGCGUGCUACCAGACGUCGCGGCCGUGGGGCGCGCGGCUAGUAGGCUGGGGCCGGUGCAAUGUAGCGGAAUGCAGCGCGUCCGCUCCGGCCGCGGUAAGCCCGCGCGGUCGCGGCCGCCGGUGGGGCCUGGGGGGCGGCCUUGGAUGCGGUGUGUGGGUCGCGGGACGGCUGGGGAGGGGCGGGAGGGCGCAGCGGGCGGGGUGCUAGGCCGGAAGGAGCGAUUCGAGGCAGGACGGCUGGCGCGUUCGAACGUCCAGCGCCGCGAGCGAGCUGGGUGGCCGGCUGAGAGCCCGCGGAGGCACGGGUACGAUCGCGCCGUCGCCGGGGCCCAGCGGCCUCGACGGAUCGCGGGCUCCCACAGCGGUCGUUUGCGGGCAGCGUCGGGCGAGAAUCUCGGGCGUGACAGCGGUGGGCUCGCCGCGCGUGCUCGGCGGGUGCAUGACGUCCUCGAGCGCAGGGUGGGCCCGGCGUGUGCGACGCAUUCGCACUCGGAGCGUCGCAAACGGCUUGGUCCCCGCCGCCUUCUUCUCCUUCGUGCUCCUCCCGUUCCCCCGGUCGGGUGGACCGAUCACCCUCUCGCUUCUCCUCAUGAUCUGGGCCCCCUUCUCGUCUUCGCCAUGGACUGGGAAAGCCUGUGUGACGCCGCCUGGGGCCCCCGUGGGUCUCGUCGAAGACGCACCCGCCGCACCGGGCCCUCGCGAACGGGCCCCCUCCGCCGCCCGCUCGCCCGGCUGGAGCGCCGGUCGCGCCCGGUAAACCACACGCCGUGCUUAACGCUUCCCCAACCUGGGUAUGCCCAGCGCGGGCUAUAUGCGGACCGCGCCCGCAGAGCCCCCCGUGGGCCCCGCGUUCACGUAACGGUUCCCGCUGUGCGGGACGGCCCCCAGCGAGCGGAGCGGCGCAAUUUGCGUGCGCUCUCAGCCAUUGAGAUGGUGAUGGGCGAUGGGCGAUGGGCGAAGGGGAGGGGGAGAGGGAGAGGGAGGGGAGGACGAGGGGACGAGGGAGGGGGACGCCCCGGCGAUGCGGGCUGGUCUCGAUGCCGCCGGGCUCCCCAGCGGGGCCCUUCUCUGUGCCCCCCCUCACACUUCGCACUUCGCACUUCUCGCCAUCGAGUGCAUCUGCGGGUGCACGCCCGUCCCGCUGGGACGUCCGCCCAGGCGAGCGGGUGCCCCAGCACGGCGGAUGCUCGGUGGCGGCGCGUGGGGGUGCCGCCGGAGAUGACACGAUGGGCGAGUACUAGGGAAGGAAGGAAGGGGGUUAACCCCACGCUGCUCCGCAGGCCCCCCACCGCUCGCCCGCACCUGCGCGCGGAGCCCCGUUCGGAAGACGUGCGACGACGUGAGAGCAUGCCUCGGGCGGACGGUUGGAGCGGCGGCGGCGCGCGCGGCGUCCAGAGCGGUUUGGAGCCGUGGCUGCAGCUGCAGCGUCCGCGUUCGCCGUCGCCGUGGCAGAGAAGAGACGCGGCGGUGGGCUGUGUUCUGAUCGCGACGGGGGCCUUGCGGGAGGGAGGGAGGCGCGUGGCCGAGCGCGGAGGAGGCGAGGGCGAAGGGAGUGUGCGCGAGCGUGCGGCGGCGGUCAGUCGAGAUUCGGUGCGAGAAGCGGGCGGAACGGGAGGGCGGAAGCGUGGACAGAGCCCCGAAUGGAUGUCGAUUUGGUUCGGGCUGCCCAAGGGCGCGGGUCGUCGGACCAUCACGGGCGGACGGGACGCGGCGUGGGACAGCAGGGCCGCGCCGGGGACCAAGUGCGUCCGUUCGAGCUGGACGCGACUGCACACGGGGUCGACAAUGGAGAGCUGCACCAAAAGAUGCGAGUAUUUUCAUUGGAAGACAAGCGUAUUACGCAAGGAAGACGCGCGAUUCAUGCAAGUCGAUUGCGCAACUGCAGGAAAGAGGAGGAUGGAGAGCACUCGGACCGGAGCAGAGGUGAAGAAAGCGAGAGGCGAUGGCGACGCGAAUGAUAACAAGGAGCAAGCGGGGGCGGGAUUGGGGCAUGUUGACGCGGCGGAGAAGAGUUGGAGAGCGAAGGGCGGACGGCGGUUGAUUGCCUUUCUCGAAGGGAGUGGACGGCUUCUUGAGAAACGAGGGCGAUGUGACCGAGACCGAGACUACGCUGGAAUGCGCGAGGAGCCUGUUGGGGGAGGUGGGGAUGGGUGUUCCUGA
Molecule: messenger RNA, 3273 nt
Organism: Epithele typhae
Lineage: Eukaryota; Fungi; Basidiomycota; Agaricomycetes; Polyporales; Epitheliaceae
Exons: 11
Coding region: 1-3273 (1090 amino acids)
Source: RefSeq, a predicted model, not a curated record